Molecule: messenger RNA, 3672 nt
Organism: Macadamia integrifolia
Lineage: Eukaryota; Viridiplantae; Streptophyta; Magnoliopsida; Proteales; Proteaceae
Exons: 5
Coding region: 786-3494 (902 amino acids)
Source: RefSeq, a predicted model, not a curated record
UGGUGAGUCUUCGCAAAUGACAAAUCAGAGGAACUGGCAACGAGGCAACCUGGAGCAGCAGGAGGAGGAGGAAUGGAGGAUCGAGUAAGGUUUCAUUUUGACGCGAUUCGCUUGACCUCCACAAAGUCUCCAACCCAACCCCGGUCCAGACGGACAGGCGUCAUUCGUCAAAGUCACACACCGAUGAAGACGAUACAAGGAAGAAUGCGAGGAAAAUUACCCAAAAAAAGGCGCAAAGGAAGGAGCCAGAACAGUUGGCGGCUAAAUAGAGAGAAUCAAAAAGGAGAGGAGGAGAUUGAUGAAGUUGUGGCUUUGGCAUUUCUUCCCUUUUUUUCUAAUUCUGGAGGGGUUUGCGUCUGUGUGUGUGGAGGAGAACCCAAAUCACAGCUCAACCAUCUGAGAAAUCCACCCAGGGAAAAGGACCUGUUUACACUCUACCAUAUCAUUCUCCUCAUCUCUUCGUCCUUCUUCUUGCUUCAAUCAAUCAUCAUUGAAAUUAUUUGAGCAGACAACAACUCGGUGUUACUAAUUUCGUUCAUUGUCCUAACAAUUAGAGUAAGUUAUAAUUUUCAUUUUCGUUAGAAUUGCUGGAAUCUGUAAUUCUCCAACCCUCUUCUCUCGAACUACAUCGGAGUUGUCCGAAUGGCCACAAGGCUUCCUGCAGGAGUCGUCUCUGUUCGUUACGUUCUUCUUCUCUUGUUCGUUUUGGUGUCCGUUUCACUACCCAACGCUAACGGUUUGACAAUUUGAGUAGAACAUUAUUUGUUCCUGCUGUGUCAUAUCAAAUGGGGAAGCAAUUGCAUCACAAAUGCUCCAGCCUCGCAUUUGAGGACCGCAAUCGGGGCUGCAUGUCAAAUGUGUUUCAUAUCCUUGACUUCCAUCAAUGGCAUAAUGUCAAAAAGAUGCUACCGUACAAGAGGCAUGGUGCUGGAAGACAUUCUGGGGGCCUUAAAUAUGCAAAAAUGGAUCAGAAUAUCCCUAAUACUAUUGAAGCACAAGAAUCCAUGGAUGCUGAAGUGAACAAACUGCUUAUUCAAGAAAAAAUGACAGUGAGCAGCCCGACCAACAAGAAAUCCAGCAAUGCCCACAUCAAAACACUAAUUGCUGAAGAAAUGUCAAAAGAAUAUGACCACAAAUGCCAGACUUCAGCAUUGCCCGCACAACUACAGCUACUACGUACUGAUUCCUUCCAUCAUUUGGAACCUUCAAAUGAUGGUUGUUGUGAAGAUAUGAGAGUAAAUGGCGAGAGUCCAAGAAUUGAUCCCAACCAAUAUAAUGCUAGUUCAGUCGCAAGCAAGCUGGUCCCAGACAUGCUAAAGCCUCCUGAGACAGAUUUCUGCAGUGAACAAUGUGAGGUGUGUGGAAUAAUGAGAGCUGUAAAGAGCUUCGGGGAUAUUCAAGUUGAUGAAUUGGUGAUGCAGCUAAUUGAGAAUCAUUCACAUCUUCAGGAUAUGCUGGACAUGGGCAUGCCAAAGAAGCACAUGGAUGCUAAGGAUCUCAUAAGAGAAGCUUUGUUCCCCCAGUCAAAGGAAUUUCCGGAUGUUAUGGAGAUAUCUCAGGUAAACAAGGAAUUGUUUUUAAAAAUUCUGCAAGAUCCAGACUCUUCUCUGGUAAAUCAGUUCCAGAACAUCCAGAUAUCCAGUGCUAAGAGGGAAUUGACCAAGUCAGGUUCGUUCCCUGUUGCUUACUUGUCAUGUAGAAACAAUGUUAGGUCAAGCAAACUCAAACACAAGCUGAGUGAAAUUGGAUCUUUUACAAAACGAGAGGGGCAGUUGCAAGCUGGGAGUUCGCCUGCAAAGUUGCCCACAGCUGAUUCUUCAGAUGACACAUUCACACAGCCUUUCCCAUUGAUGACUGAUGGUAAUAAGCAAGAAAGGAUGGGAACUGCUGAACCUGGUAAUGUUUCAGGUUAUUAUGAAUUGAAGAACCAAGGGGAUCGUCGAGUGGUUACAAAUCGUUUAAAAAAUUUUAAGCGGAGGAUAAAACAUGCAAUCAGAGGUACUGGAAAGGAACGUCACCGGAUAUCCAUGGAUGCUAUCUUUCAUAGAAUCCCUUAUGGCCGUAAGCAUUCCAAGGAUGAGAAGAAGGAUAUGUCUGAUCACUGGAAAGAGCUCACAACAGACAGAGAUUGUAAGGGAAGCCCUAGUAGUUAUCGGAGUGAAAGUCCUGUUUAUGCUCUUGGCAAGGGUGGACUCCAUCGCCUGAGAAGAACGGCCUCUCUUAAUGAAUCACUGCAUAGAUACUCUCAAUUGUUUGAAUCUACUUUCAGCAGAGAAGCUAAGCAACAUCUGUCUUACAGAUUAAAGUUGACAAAUGAAGAUGCGGGAUCCCUUGGUGGACCUGCCCCAAAAGCCUUGGGCAGGAUUCUAUCUCUACCUGAACUCAAGUCUUUCUGUUCUCUGCAAACUGAGGUGUCUCAUGAUACUUCUUGUUUGGGGAUGCCCAAUCGCACUCAUAUGGACAGCCCUGCUAAUAUGGAAAGGUCCAGUCAAAAGCUUGCUGUUCUUUCCGUAGGUACAGAAAAUGACAGCGAGUUAGAAGCUUCUGUAGAAAAUGCAAGUCAAGAAAUCUUGGUGGAAUUGAGUGAAAUUAGUCUAAUUCAGGUGGAUCAGGUGGAACUGAUACUGAAUGCAGAUGAUGAUGGUAAAGAGGAUAAAACAAUUGAUAAUUCGGACAACCAGACAACGUUGGAGAAUAUAUCUAUUUCUCACUAUCUACAGGAAGUUGAGCCUGCACCAGAUGCUUGUAUUAAACAGGCACUACCAAGUCCAAACUCUGUUCUAGACUCUGACAAUUCAGAGUAUAUCAUCACAGAAGAAGCAGACUCUGGGUUGAAACCCAGGCCUAUUGAUUUCAAUGAGCUGGAUUCUUUGGUCAACCUGCAAGACCCAUCUUCCAAGGAUUCUCCUUCUGUGAAUAGGAGCACAAUGGAGAUUGUGAAUGUGAAAAGUCUAAGCAAGUAUUUUGAUAGUGACCUUCCGCACGUUCAGGUGGAUAAAAAGGAUGAAUCCAACUUCAAUUAUGUGAGGGAAGUGCUCGAGCUAUCAGGCUUCAGUGGGAAUGGGAACCUUGGGACAUGGCAUUUACCAGACCAGCCAGUGGACCCGUCAUUGUUUGAACUAGACUGUUCUAGAGAGGAAACUGGUAGCAGUUUUGAUCACCGGCUUUUGUUCGAUGUAAUUAAUGAUGUCUUAAUAGAUAUCUAUGAGAGAUCAUUCAUGUACUGGCCACGGCCCUUGUCCAUCGACUUGAACAUCCGUCCAAUGCCCGCGGGGUGCCAUGUUGUUGAGGAGGUAUGGGCCAGUAUUAGCUGGUUCCUAAGUUAUCAACCCGAGCUUGAUCAGUCAUUGGAUUACAUCGUGGCUCGUGAUCUUGCUAAGGCUGAUGGGUGGAUGAGCCUCCAGUUUGAGUGUGAGUGUGUUGGACUUGAACUUGAGGAGUGGAUAUGGGAUGAACUUCUUGAGGAAGUUAUGCUCGAGCUUGAGGGGACCUGAGUACUCAUCUGAGGGUGCUUUCUUCUCUGUUUUCACUCAUAAAUGAAGCUCUGUCUUCUUACUAAUAGGGUUUCUUCAAUUAACCUUGUAUAGAUAUAGAUGAAGUUAGAGAAAGGAAAGUUAUUGUCAAAGUUCAAAGACAUUGUACAGUUAAUAAACUGUUGUUAGUUUUGAAUUA